UUCCGCCCACAGAAAGUAUGGCGGCGCCGGUGUCCGUUAAGGAGACCGCCCCCGUUCGCCCCACCCCCGGCUGGUUUGCCUGCCUCUUCCCGAAAGAAAGAUGGCAGCAGCCUGAGCUGAACGGCUGCUGGCGUAGCGGACGCUCCGCUGCGCUCUCUGGACCCGGCGCUGCGGAAGGCCGGCACCUAACUGCUUGCUGGGAUCUGAAUUUAUCUUCAGCUUUCCAAGCAGUCAGCCCGUGGCUGUGCUGGCCCUCAGAGCCCUUGGCAGUGCCAAGGCUUGGAUUUGAUCUGUGAUCUCCCUCAGAACUCUGCUGCUCCUGGCUCCACUCCUGGCCUACACCUUGUGCACCACUCUACAGCCUUGCCUCAUGGCGAUGGCUUCCAGGCAGGCCCCUCUCUGUGGCCUGGCUGUGCACUGCUUCUGGCUUCUGGGCUUCAUCCUUUUGAUGGAGGUAUCUGCACGGCCGGCCAAUCACUCAUCCACUCGAGAGAGAGCAGCCAACAGGGAGGAAAAGGAGCUCCUGCCCCCAGAUCACCUGAAUGGGGUGAAGCUGGAGAUGGAUGGACACCUCAACAAGGAUUUCCACCAGGAGGUCUUCCUGGGGAAAGACGUGGGUGGCUUUGAUGAGGAUGCAGAGCCACGUAGGAGCCGGAGGAAGCUGAUGGUCAUCUUCUCCAAAGUGGAUGUGAACACAGAUAGGAGGAUCAGUGCUAAGGAGAUGCAGCGCUGGAUCAUGGAGAAGACAGCUGAACACUUCCAGGAGGCUGUGAAGGAGAACAAGAUACACUUCCGGGCUGUGGACCCUGAUGGCGAUGGCCAUGUGUCCUGGGACGAAUAUAAAGUGAAGUUUUUGGCAAGCAAAGGCCACAAUGAGAAAGAGGUUGCUGAUGCGAUCAGGAACCACGAGGAGCUGAAGGUGGAUGAAGAGACACAGGAAGUCCUUGAAAACCUCAAAGACCGCUGGUAUCAGGCGGACAGUCCCCCUGCGGACCUGCUGCUGACCGAGGACGAGUUCCUGUCUUUCCUUCACCCUGAGCACAGUCGGGGCAUGCUCAAGUUCAUGGUCAAAGAGAUCGUCCGAGACUUGGACCAGGACGGCGACAAGCAGCUUUCUCUACCCGAGUUUAUCUCCCUGCCGGUGGGCACAGUUGAGAACCAGCAGGGCCAGGACAUGGAUGACAGCUGGGUCAGAGACAGGAAGAAAGAGUUUGAAGAGCUGAUUGACUCCAACCAUGAUGGAAUUGUGACCAUGGAGGAGCUGGAGAACUACAUGGACCCCAUGAAUGAAUACAAUGCCCUCAACGAAGCCAAGCAGAUGAUUGCCAUUGCUGACGAGAAUCAAAACCACCACCUGGAGCCCGAAGAGAUCCUCAAGUACAGCGAGUUCUUUACAGGCAGCAAGUUGAUGGACUAUGCCCGCAACGUGCAUGAGGAGUUCUGAGUUCUGUGGCCUGUAGUCCCUCACCCCCAGGGAGCCACAGGCCAGUGCAGCGGGGACCAGCGCCUGUCCUCUUGUCCAGGGCCAUCCCAGUACCUCCCUUUCGCUGCUGCCCCUGACUAGGACUUGGGUUCAGCUGGGCCAUGCUGUGGCCUGGGGUUAUUAAAGUUGUGCUUAGCAGGCUCUGUUCCUCUGCGGUACCUGUCCCCAUGGGCCACCUCCUGCUCUGUCAUCUGGCAUUGUCUGUCCUCCCGUGCCUUGACUGCUGCUUCUGCUUCUGAGAACUGCUGAGCCCUGCUAAAGGCGCUGACCACGUCGGGGUGCGGAACUCUCGGGCCACCACCGUGGGAAAUCACACAGCUCCUGCCAUUUCCUUGAAAACUGAAAGAUUAAGAUGAAAGCAGACGUACUUUGCUGGAAAUGAGUAGCCAGGCAGUGCGGAAGACUCCUCCUCCUUCCUGGGCUGGGGCCAGGGUGUGUGGGGUGGGGUCUUCCUCAGCUUGCAGUCUCAGAUUUGUCACGGGAAUCAAUUAGUUUACUUUAAAAUACAGUUGCCUUUUUCUCA
Messenger RNA from Cavia porcellus (domestic guinea pig), 2006 nucleotides. RefSeq names its product stromal cell derived factor 4 (gene Sdf4). The transcript is spliced from 7 exons. Gene Ontology annotation, molecular function: calcium ion binding. Bases 371 to 1444 code for a protein of 357 amino acids. Gene Ontology annotation, cellular component: endoplasmic reticulum. Gene Ontology annotation, biological process: calcium-ion regulated exocytosis. The record is from RefSeq and is a predicted model, not a curated record. Lineage: Eukaryota; Metazoa; Chordata; Mammalia; Rodentia; Caviidae.